AUGGGAAAUAUUUUGAAUAGAAUCAUUUUUAAUGGUCCUACUGAAGGAUAUUAUGAAAAAUUUGAUUUAGAUUUUAUUUAUAUUGAAACAGAGAAUAAUGAAAAGGUUGCAGCUCAUUUUAUUAAUAGAAAUGCACCUUUAACCAUUUUGUUUUGUCAUGGCAAUGGAGAAAACGUUUACAUGUUGUAUGACUAUUUUUAUGAGACAUCAAAAAUAUGGAAUGUUAAUGUGUUUUUAUAUGACUACUUAGGAUAUGGAGAAAGCACGGGGAAAGCCUCAGAAAAGAAUAUGUACUUAAGUGGAAAUGCAGUUUAUGAUUAUAUGGUAAAUACCUUAAAAAUAAACCCAAAUAGUAUUGUUUUAUAUGGAAAAUCUAUAGGCUCAUGUGCAGCUGUUGAUAUUGCCAUAAAAAGAAAAGUCAAAGGAUUAAUACUACAAAGUGCAAUAUUAUCCUUAUUAAAUAUAUGCUUUAAGACAAGAUUCAUAUUUCCUUUUGAUUCCUUUUGUAAUAUUAAAAAGAUUAAAAUGAUUCCUUGUUUUGUAUUUUUUAUUCAUGGAACGGAUGAUAAAAUUGUUCCCUUUUAUCAUGGAAUGUGCCUUUAUGAAAAGUGCAAAUUCAAAGUACAUCCUUAUUGGGUUGUCGAUGGAAAACAUAAUGAUAUUGAAUUAAUUGAAAAUGAAAAAUUCAAUGAAAAUAUAAAAUCUUUUUUAAAUUUUUUGUAUAAUUCAGAUUUAUAG
This is a messenger RNA of Plasmodium gaboni, 738 nucleotides long. RefSeq names its product putative alpha/beta hydrolase. The record is from RefSeq and is a predicted model, not a curated record. The transcript has 7 exons. Lineage: Eukaryota; Apicomplexa; Aconoidasida; Haemosporida; Plasmodiidae. The coding region runs from base 1 to 738 and encodes 245 amino acids.